This is a messenger RNA of Eruca vesicaria subsp. sativa (arugula), 465 nucleotides long. NCBI's taxonomy places the organism in Eukaryota, Viridiplantae, Streptophyta, Magnoliopsida, Brassicales, Brassicaceae. The record is from the annotation of a GenBank genome assembly.
AUGACUGAACUCAAACAUAUAUGUCUUUGCUUCUCACUAACACUUUUAAUACUGAGCUUAGCAGUUGAAUCCCUCAACACAGUCUCUCAGAAAUGGUCCGUUGGAAAUCACUUUGGUUACGAUGGAGGCUUUUGUCUUCCCGGUCUCUGCAUUAGAGCAGCCGGUGGCAGCAGAGUCAAUUUUGGGCGUGGUGGUCGCCGUGGCAGAGUUCGAUACAAUGGUAGCAGGGACAGGAUUGGUUUCAGACAGACCAUGUACUGCAAACCGGUGACUUGCUGGUCUGGCACAUGUCAUGCACUCCAUUUGCAUUUAGACAAAGGGCUGUAUGAAUCUCUCGUACACAAGAACGCAGCAAAACAACCAUUGAAUGUUGUUGAUUACAACAUCCCGGAGACGUUUAAACACAAUAAUGUCAACAAUAAUUAUAAAGUGCAAGAAGCUGCAAUGACACCACAAUCUAACUAG